AUGAACAUCGUCUUCUCCAGGGACAGCCAGGUGAGGGGGAUGGACAAUACCGUGGCCAACACCGAGAAGUACUUCGGGCAGUUCUGCUCGCUGCUGGCCGCCUACACGCGCAAGACGGCCCGGCUGCGGGACAAGGCAGACCAGCUGGUCAAGCAGCUCAUCGACUUUGCCAACUCUGAGAACCCCGAGCUGCGGGCCACCAUGAGGGGCUUCGCUGAGGACCUGGCCAAAGUGCAGGAUUACCGGCAGGCCCAGGUCGAGAGGCUGGAGACCAAGGUGGUCAACCCCCUGAAGCUCUACGGGGCACAGAUCAAGCAGACACGGGCUGAGAUCAAGAAAUUCAAACGUGUCCAAAAUCAUGAGAUCAAACAACUGGAAAAGCUGGAGAAACUGAGACAGAAGUCACCCUGGGAUCGGCAAAUGAUCUCCCAGGCAGAGACCAGAGUGCAGAGGGCCGCCGUGGACUCCAGCCGCACCACUCUCCAGCUGGAGGAGACAGUGGAUGCCUUCCAGAGGCAGAAGCUGAAGGACCUGCAGGAUUUUAGAGCCAAGAUGCAAGGAGUUUAUGGGCAUUACGAUACUCAGCUGCUUGCCAGCACCAACCCCUCUCCAUCUGUUCUUCAGUCUCUCGUCAGGCAGAGUGCUCAGAGCACGAUACGGAGCCCAGGAAAAGAAGGGGAGGAGAGUGAGGACGACUCCAUGGAGGAGGACCCCGUGGAGGAUCCCAGGGCACUGGGGCAGAGACCCAAUAAUAGAGAACCGCCCACAACAGUCAGAAGAACUUAG
Molecule: messenger RNA, 786 nt
Organism: Piliocolobus tephrosceles (Ugandan red Colobus)
Lineage: Eukaryota; Metazoa; Chordata; Mammalia; Primates; Cercopithecidae
Gene: CIBAR2
Product: CBY1 interacting BAR domain containing 2
Exons: 8
Coding region: 1-786 (261 amino acids)
Biological process (GO): cilium assembly
Cellular component (GO): ciliary transition zone; ciliary basal body
Source: RefSeq, a predicted model, not a curated record